AUGAUAUUGCCAAAAUUACAUCCACUUCCUUCGUAUGCUGUAGCGAGUAAAAGGGCCGAGAAACCCUGGUAAAACGGGAAAUGAGAUAUGGAAGAAGAUUUCAGGGACGCCAUUCCAUGCUCUUCCCUUACCGUUGAUUCAAUACUUCGUGUCGGAACGGCUGGUGCAAUUUGGGGACUGUGCAUAGGUCCACAAGAAGCUCGUAAAAGAAGUCUGACUGGCAUUCGACGAGUUUCCUUUGUGACAAAAUCAAUUGGUAAAAUUGGCUUUCAAUGUGGACUUGUUGCUGGUGUUUUUACUAGUACUCGCUGUGGAAUUCAGAGAUAUCGGGGGCAGAAUGAUUGGAUAAAUGCUUUUAUUGCGGGUGGUGUGGCAGGAGCAUUAGUUGCUGCUGGGACUCGGAGCUUCACACAGGUCAUUGGAAUGGCUGGCCUGGUCUCUGCCUUCAGUGCAGCUGCUGACUACUCUAGAACAAAUUGAAUAUCUCCUUGUGAAAGUCUGCAGAGGAAUAUUGAGGUGAUUCUCACCCAGCUGCAUCUUGUUUUCUGCCGUUGCUUAUAUUGAAGUUGUCAUAUGAGAUAGUUGAUGUUGCCUUCACAUUUAUGGAAGAAAACUAGAUAUGUUAACCUGCUCAAAGUUGAAUUGACAUGAUAAGUAAAGCUAAUGCAAGUUUUACAUUAUGUCAUUACUGUUCCUGUCCACAAUGAGAUACGAGAGUUGAAUGUAAAUUUCUUAAAGUCAGUAUAAAACUGAUGGGUAAUCUUUGAUGCUCCUGAGAA
Molecule: messenger RNA, 779 nt
Organism: Mangifera indica (mango)
Lineage: Eukaryota; Viridiplantae; Streptophyta; Magnoliopsida; Sapindales; Anacardiaceae
Product: outer envelope pore protein 16-4, chloroplastic
Exons: 6
Coding region: 88-480 (130 amino acids)
Biological process (GO): protein import into mitochondrial matrix
Cellular component (GO): TIM23 mitochondrial import inner membrane translocase complex; mitochondrial inner membrane
Molecular function (GO): transmembrane protein transporter activity
Source: RefSeq, a predicted model, not a curated record